Cladocopium goreaui is the source of this 640-nucleotide messenger RNA. Lineage: Eukaryota; Dinophyceae; Suessiales; Symbiodiniaceae. The record is from the annotation of a GenBank genome assembly.
GGCCGGUGCUUCCAUUAUUCAUGAGAAGAAUCAGUACUUGUGGGACUUCGCGGAUGAAUUUCAACUGCAGAAGUUGAGCCCACCCGCCAUGCGCUUGUGGCUCCACAAUGGGAGAAGCAAAGUCUUCGAGGUCAGUGAGACGAAGUUUAUCGCGGUAUUGCAGCUUCUUUGGAGAUACGGCUGGGGGCCUUUCAAGAUGGACCAGUGGGUUCAAGGCUUCCUCAGGAAAUUUGAAGCCAUCUACACCUUGCAAGAGGAGUCGAAAGCCUUCACAUCUCCAAGACGCCUUUUAGAGGCCUGCGACCGCGCCUUCCCUCCGAUGCUCUCCGAGACCCUGAGAGAGCGCCUCGAGAGCGAUGGCUUUGGGCAGCAGAUGGUGGAGGAGUUGGUGGAAGGCAUGGUCAGGAUCAACUAUGGCCAGGGACUGGAUGUAGGUGCCUUUGUGGGAGCUGUCGCCCUCUGUGGUUUCGUAGGACCGCUAUGGGCUGUGAAGGGCGGCAAUCACUUGUUGGCCGAGAAGUUGUUGAAGUCCGCCAGUGCCAAGUUGAUCCACGCGAAGGUGCAAGAGAUUCGGGCAGCAGAUGACCGCUACAGCAUUCGGGCACACUCCAGGGACAAAGAGCUUCUGGAGGACGGUUAA